Nyctereutes procyonoides (raccoon dog) is the source of this 1620-nucleotide messenger RNA. Its product is annotated as DENN domain-containing protein 2A-like. The transcript has a single exon. The coding region runs from base 103 to 1620 and encodes 505 amino acids. The record is from RefSeq and is a predicted model, not a curated record. NCBI's taxonomy places the organism in Eukaryota, Metazoa, Chordata, Mammalia, Carnivora, Canidae.
CCGCCGCCCCCGCCCGCCCGGGCGCCCCCGAGCUGCGCCUCGGAGCCCGCGGAGCCGCGGCCGGCCGGGAGGCGCCUUGGAGCUCCUUCUGGUGCUGACGUGAUGACUGUGCGCAGGCCGGCCCAGAGCAGCCACAGCCUGAGUGAAACCCUGAGCUCCAGACUCGCUGACAAGGUCAAGGUGGAAGGUCCAAAGGCUGGCGAAGACCCUCGAAGGCUGCCAUUUAGGUCCCCCAUUCCUUUCCCAGAGACUUAUCAGGAUUCACCCCCCAGAAGAAGCUUUUUGGAAAGUCUCAAUAACCUGAUGCUAGAGUCAGAAGUGGACUGUUUUCAGCAGAACAUGUUCAGUUCAAAUAUGAUUAUCAGCGACCCAGCUUCAGAUCUCAGCAUUAAAGAAGCCAACAAGGCUGGCAAGAGGCAGCUCAGUGGUGUUCAGAACCCUUGCCCUCCUGCCCGAGGCGGGGCUCGGCACAAGCCCCUCAGUAUAAAGGACAAGAUAUCUGAAUGGGAAGGAAAGAGGGAGUUGCCCACUCCUACUCCUGCACCUGGCAGGAAAGCAGAUGGGCCAGAGGACUACCUGACAUCCUGUGUGAUGGGGAGGAGAAGCAGUGAUGUUGUGAGAGCGUGGGUCACAGAGGUUCAGGAUGGAACCAGGCCGGAAACAGAGAGCAAGGAGAAUGAGAGGAAUAAAGGGGUCGUGAAAGUUGGGGGUCAGGAUGCAGAGCCAAGGCAAGACCUCAGCCAGCCAGCUGGGCAGCUAGCUCCUGGCUUGGGCAGAGGCCGAGAGCCCAGGCUGGGCAAACAGCGCUUUCCGAACGAUAGCCUCUCUGUGCUGAGGCAGGUCAAGAAACUGGAGCAGGCUCUGAAGGAUGGGUCGGCAGGGUUGGAUCCCCAGUUACCAGGGACCUGUUAUUCCCCACACUGCCUGCCAGACAAGGCCGAGGAGGGGCCUGCCCUUCCUGAGAACCAUGGGGGCAGGCGUGGCUCUGAAUUCAGGUCCCACCACUGGGACCUGGAGGCCAGGGAGCCCACCUCUGAGGCUGCAGAGGAAAGGAAAGGGUCCUGCUGGAGGCCCUGCGAUCAGAGCCUGGAGGGUAUGGACAGGGGCUCAGAGAACUCCUCCACGAAACCCUUUAUCAACCCCCUGCCCAAACCUCGGAGAACGUUCAAACACGAUGGAGAAGGUGACAAGGACGGGAACCCAGGCAUCAGCUUCCCAAAGGAUAGAAGGCAUCUGCCUCCUCUGCCUUCUCUACCUCCCCCGCCCCUGCCCUCCUCUCCCCCACCCUCCUCCGUGAAUAGAAGACUGUGGACCGGGAGACCGAAACCCAGUGCUGACCACAGAAAGUCCUAUGAGUUUGAAGACUUGUUGCAGUCUUCCUCUGAGAACAGCAGGGUGGACUGGUAUGCACAGACUAAAUUGGGGCUCACACGCACUUUAUCAGAGGAGAACGUCUAUGAAGACAUCGUAGAUCCGCCAAUGAAGGAAAACCCUUAUGAGGAUGUUGAGUUACAUGGUCGCUGCCUGGGGAAGAAAUGUGUUUUGAACUUUCCUGCUUCUCCUACUUCUUCCAUUCCUGACACACCCUCCAAGUCAUUGGCCAAACCUGCUUUUUUAUAA